This is a messenger RNA of Perognathus longimembris pacificus (Pacific pocket mouse), 2326 nucleotides long. It is a transcript of the gene Itfg1, whose product is annotated as integrin alpha FG-GAP repeat containing 1. Lineage: Eukaryota; Metazoa; Chordata; Mammalia; Rodentia; Heteromyidae. Bases 163 to 1998 code for a protein of 611 amino acids. The transcript is spliced from 18 exons. Gene Ontology annotation, cellular component: plasma membrane. The record is from RefSeq and is a predicted model, not a curated record.
ACCUCCCCUACGCCCCUGCCGGCGCCCUUUCCGCGCCCUCCCGCGCCGAGGGAAGGGAGGCUGGCUUCCAGGUCGAGGGCUUCCCUGCUCCCCCGCCCGACGGUGCUUUGCGGCAGCCGUCAAGCGCGACUCCGGGCGGUGGGCGGAGGCCGAGGGGCUGCCAUGGCGGCUGGUAUCCGGCGACGAAGCUCCGGGGCCCUAUGGGCGCUGCUCUUCGCUGGGCUCGCGCUGGUCGGGGUCGGGCCUACUCCGGCCCGAGCGCUCCACAACGUCACGGCCGAGCUCUUUGGAGCCGAGGCCUGGGGCACACUGGCGGCCUUCGGGGACCUCAACUCCGACAAGCAGACGGACCUCUUCGUGCUGCGGGAAAGAAAUGAGUUAAUGAUCUUUUUGGCAGACCAGAAUGCACCUUAUUUUAAACCUAAAGUACAGUUAUCCUUAAAGACUUACAGUACAUUGAUAACAAGUGUUGUUCCUGGGGAUUAUGAUGGAGAUUCACAAAUGGAUGUUCUUCUAACAUAUCUUCCCAAAAAUCAUGCCAACAAUGAAUUAGGAGCUGUUAUAUUCUGGGGACGAAAUCAAACAUUAGAUUCUAACAAUAUGACUAUACUCAAUAGGACUUUCCAAGAUCAACCACUAAUUAUGGACUUUAAUGGUGAUCUAAUUCCUGAUGUGUUUGGUAUCACUAAUGAAUCCAGCCAGCCACAGAUACUGUUAGGAGGAAAUUUAUCAUGGCAUCCUGCAUUGACUACUAAAAGUAGAAUGCGAGUUCCACAUUCUCAUGCAUUUAUUGAUCUGAAUGAAGAUUUUACAGCAGAUUUAUUCCUCACAACAUUGUCUGAAUCUAAUACUUUCCAGUUUGAGAUAUGUGAAAAUUUGGAUGGAAACUUCUCUCAGUGUAAUACCCUUGAAACGCCUAAAAAUUUGAUGUUGGUUGGACAGUCAGCUUUUGCAGACUUUGAUGGAGAUGGAUACAUGGAUCACUUACUGCCGGGCUGUGAGGAUAAAAACUGCCAGAAAAGCACCAUAUAUUUAAUGAGAUCCAAAACAAAACAGUGGGUUCCAGUCCUGCAAGAUUUCCACAAUAGGGGCACACUCUGGGGCUUUGUGCCCUUUGUACAGGAAGAACAGCCAGCAGCAAUACCCAUUCCAAUUACACUUCACAUUGGAGACUACAACAUGGAUGGCUAUCCUGACGCUCUUGCCAUACUGAAGAAUACAUCUGGGAGCAAUCAACAGGCCUUCUUACUGGAGAAUGUACCCUGCAAUAAUGUAAGCUGUGAGGAGGUGCACCGGAUGUUCAAAGUCUACUGGGAGCUGACAGACUUAAAUUUAAUCAGAGAUGCCAUGGUUGCCACCUUUUUUGACAUUUAUGAAGAUGGAAUUUUGGACAUAAUAAUAUUAAGUAAAGGAUAUACAAAGAAUGAUUUUGCCAUUCAUACACUAAAAAAUAACUUUGAAGCAGAUGCUUAUUUUGUUAAAGUCAUUGUUCUUAGUGGUCUGUGUUCUAAUGAUUGUCCUCGUAAGAUAACACCAUUCGGAGUAAAUCAGCCUGGACCCUAUAUCAUGUAUACAACUGUAGAUGCAAAUGGAUACCUAAAAAAUGGCUCAGCGGCACAGCUCAGCCAGUCGGCACACUUAGCUCUUCAGCUUCCAUACAGCGUGCUUGGCUUAGGUCGAAGUGCAAAUUUUCUUGACCAUCUUCUUGUUGGCAUUCCUCGCCCAUCUGGGGAGAAGUCAGUGAGAAAACAAGAGUGGACAGCAAUCAUUCCAAAUUCCCAGCUGAUUGUCAUUCCGUAUCCACACAACACCCCUCGAAGCUGGAGUGCCAAACUAUAUCUGACACCAAGUAACAUUGUUCUACUCACGGCUAUAGCUCUUGUUGGGGUCUGUGUUUUCAUCUUGGCAAUCAUUGGCAUUCUCCAUUGGCAAGAAAAGAAAGCAGAUGAUAGAGAAAAGAGACAAGAAGCCCAUCGGUUUCAUUUUGAUGCCAUGUGACCUGGCAAUAAAUGAUGGAACUCCUGCUACUCUGAUUAACUCAAAUAUUAAUUUUCACUGCUAAAGAGAAAUAGGGGGGUUAAAUGUUAUUUAUAAAUGAUUCAGCCCUUGGAAAUUAUUAGAAUGUAUUAAAAUAAACAUGUCUGAAUGUCUUACAAGGUCCUUUGUUUAAAGCACUUUGUAUACAGUCAUUUGGGUUCUUGAUUGAAUAGUACUGUGUUUUUGUUCCUUUGUGAAAUGUGUUGCAUGAAUACAUGAGGUCUGUGUAUUUAUUAUCUUAUUAGAGUAAUCAUGAUGGAAAAGACUUGUAAAUAAAAUAUUUAAAUGA